Messenger RNA from Durusdinium trenchii, 1393 nucleotides. Lineage: Eukaryota; Dinophyceae; Suessiales; Symbiodiniaceae. The record is from the annotation of a GenBank genome assembly.
AGGUGGUGCCAGUGAAUGCUAGCCCAAGUGCUUGGGAAGCGGCCAGAUACUUCCUGCACUUGGCUGAAAACUAUGACAAGCUUUCCGACUUCACGAUCUUCUUACAUCCUGAUGUCUUCGAACAUGUGAACCCCCGGACCUUGCGCAACGUGCUGCUCUCCUUGCGCGUGGGGACCUUUGGUCUGAGUGGUCAAGAUCAGGAGUGGUUCAAGUAUCUCUCCCUCUCGCACCACUACCUGCUACGACCUUCUCGAGCCCGUUUUGCUUCGACCAAUUGCACUGAGGCGGACUUGGGCUUUCAGGAUCUGUGGCAGCAGUUCUUCCCCAAAGCGCCCGACUUCGACUGGUACUCCCAGGAGAACACCAACUUCGGUUUCUAUUGCUGCUCACAGUUCCUUGUACACCGGGAGCUGGUGCAAAGGCGUCCGCGCCAAUGGUAUUGGAGCAAGGCCAAUGAGAUUAGCUGGGAACAUUGUGCCACCAGCUAUAUGGAGCUGAUCUGGCAUGGCAUCUUCAGAGGCAAAUUGCACGAGCAAAAGCGCCAGGAGCGGAGAGAGCUUCCCUUGUUUCUGCGCGUCGACAACUUCAUCGAGGCGACGGCCGAGGGCUUGGUAUGAGCGAGCUCCGAGCCUGGUGGAGACGGUGUCCCAAGGCCUCGGCGCCACGUCUUUGGACGCUCCCCGGCUUCGGUCCUGGAGGGUUUGGUACGGUGAGGGUCUCUAGGUUCGUUUGGAGGAUGCAGAACAGCUGGAAAAUGCAGAACAUGCAACAGAUGGAAGGCCGGGAAGCGAAACGCAGAAGCUAUUGGCCCAGCAUCCCCUCAAUGCUGAAGAUGCAUGUUUCCUGUGCGAGCUCUUCUUGAAACACUUCUUCUAGGAUACUGUUGGAACGCUGCGGGCUAUGCAACAAUGGUUCUGAAACUGCCAAGUGAAAGCCGAUUUGAUUGGGAAAGCGAUUGAAGAUCACCGAACAAGGCUCCUCCGGAAGUCUGGACGUUGCGGCACUUCUUUUUACUGACCCUGACUGUGGGCCAACGGACCAGGCCAGCAGACCAGCCCGGCAGGCCAGCCCGACCACCGCGCGCUAUGCAGCUCGGUGCUGGACCCGCCCUGCCACACAAGCGGCUGGUCGACGCCUUUGUGUUGCCGUUCGAAAAGUGCAAGACAUGCAUCUCCUCCGAUCUCCGAUCUCCUUGCCGACGAUUCUUUUUCUGAGCUGAGAUCUCUCACUCUGAGCGCCAGAAUCGACCGAACUCGUCACGAAGACCUGCCAGACUUGCGGAAAACUGUGGGUCAGAGGCAGAUCUGAUCGGUUCUUUUUUUGGUGUGGCCGAAUCCUUCAGCCACACCAAUGGUGGAAGAUGGAGAGAACCUGGCGACGAGGCGUUUCCAAA